UUUGCUCCUCAUAUAAUGGCCAGUGAGGAAAACCCUGCCAGCCUGCCGCACGCGCGCACCCUUCUUCUUCUUCUUAUUCCAUCCCACGCGGCGUCACUGCGACACCGCCGCGGAAACGAACCCGGGCUGCUGUUCGAGCCGAAGCGCGCCGCCGCAUUCAACCCUGAAGUGCCAUAUGAGACCCUGAACAAACGCUUCCGAGCGGCUCAGAAGAACAUCGACCGGGAGGCGAGUCACGUCACCAUGGUGGUGGCGGAGCUGGAGAAGACUCUGAGCAGCUUCCCAGCUGUGGACUCUGUGGUGUCACUGCUGGACGGAGUGGUGGAGAAACUCAGCGCACUCAAGAGGAAGGCUGCAGAGUCCAUACAAGCAGAGGACGAGAGCGCCAAGCUGUGCAAGCGCCGCAUCGAGCACCUGAAGGAGCACAGCGGUGACCAGCCGGCUUCAGUCAACCUGUGGAAGAAGAAACGGAUGGACCGCAUGAUGGUGGAGCAUCUGCUGCGCUGUGGCUACUACAACACUGCUGUGAAACUGGCCAAGCAGAGCGGCAUCGAGGAUCUGGUCAACAUUGAGAUGUUUCUCACAGCAAAGGAGGUGGAGGAGUCUCUGGAGAGGCAGGAGACGGCUACUUGUCUGGCCUGGUGCCAUGACAACAAGUCCCGCCUCCGCAAAAUGAAGAGUUGUCUGGAGUUCAGCCUCAGAAUCCAGGAGUUUAUUGAGCUCAUCAGACAGAACAAGCGCAUGGAUGCAGUCAGGCAUGCACGGAAGCACUUCAGCCAAGCCGAAGGGGGACAGUUGGAUGAGGUCCGGCAGGUGAUGGGAAUGCUCGCUUUCCCAUCAGACACACACGUCUCUCCUUAUAAGGAUCUGUUGGAUCCAGCCCGCUGGAAGAUGCUGAUUCAGCAGUUCCGCUAUGAUAAUUACAGAUUGCACCAGCUGGGCAACAACUCCGUCUUCACCAUCACUCUCCAGGCUGGCCUGUCUGCCAUCAAGACACCUCAAUGCUACAAAGAGGACGGUAGCUCUAAAAACCCAGACUGCCCCGUGUGCAGUAAAUCUCUGAACAAACUGGCCCAGCCACUACCCAUGGCUCACUGUGCCAACUCUAGACUAGUGUGUAAGAUCUCUGGGGAGGUUAUGAAUGAAAACAACCCCCCCAUGAUGCUGCCUAAUGGAUAUGUCUAUGGCUACAAUUCCCUUCUGUCCAUUCGCCAAGAUGACAAAGUGGUUUGUCCCAGAACCAAAGAAGUCUUCAACUUCUCUCAGGCGGAGAAGGUCUACAUCAUGUGAUCGCUCACAUGGCUUAAGUGUUAAAAAGAUCAAAUAUGGCCCAGAGUCCAUCUCCUGUGAUCAGGUCUGCCCUGAGCCGACAGUGGAGCUGUGAUCCAGUGCCCUUCCUCCAUUUGCAGGUCUUCAACGUCCCUUUGCCACUAGGUGAUCGAGUGCCCCCCACCCCCUUCCAUUUUUACCACACAGAUACUGGGCUCUUGUUCUUUCAGGCUGUUUUAGAUGUGACUAGAAGGUAUUUGAUCUGUUCAAGCACAUGGACUAUCAACAUUUUCAUGAUCUCAUAGGCCUUUUGUUAUCAGGAGUGAAGACUGAUGGGAUUGAAGUUCUGUUAGAUAAAUGUUCUGAUUUUACUAAAACAAAAUAAAAACUUGUUGAUCUUAA
Messenger RNA from Oryzias latipes (Japanese medaka), 1671 nucleotides. RefSeq names its product macrophage erythroblast attacher, E3 ubiquitin ligase (gene maea). NCBI's taxonomy places the organism in Eukaryota, Metazoa, Chordata, Actinopteri, Beloniformes, Adrianichthyidae. The record is from RefSeq and is a predicted model, not a curated record. Gene Ontology annotation, molecular function: ubiquitin protein ligase activity; protein binding. Gene Ontology annotation, cellular component: nucleus; cytoplasm; GID complex. Gene Ontology annotation, biological process: proteasome-mediated ubiquitin-dependent protein catabolic process.